AUGAAAACUAUCAUAAUAAAUCAAAAUACUCUGUGGCGGUUAAUAUCAAAGCAAAAAUUUAUUUUAAUAAACAAAAGUGACCAAAAUUUGUUUACGUGGUAUAACAAAUGUAGAAUUUUUAAAAAUUGGUGCAAAGGAAUAUAUAAAACAAAGGUAAUAAUACAACACAAAACAAAUUAUAUGCCAUGGCUACAUUUCAGUAACUCUGAGACAUUAUAUUUAUCUGUUGGUUCAGAGCUUCGAUGCUAUAAACUUGAUAGAAGAGGUAUACCUCAUAAUGGAUAUAUUUGGUCUUUUGAAGUGCCAAUAGUAAAAAGAGCAGAUGUACGCACUAAUGACAUUUCAAGAUUUGUAGUCAAAGACAACAUUAUUAUUUGUGGUAAUAGAGAUGGGUGUGCAGCGGUAUAUAAAUUAAAUGACAAUGAUCAUAAACCAAACCUUCUAAUUCAUAUAAAAGAUUGUCAUGAAGAAGGACUAGAAGAGGUAUCUGCAGUUGAAAAAGUUGGAAACACAAUUGUAACUGUCUCAAACAGAAGUGAUAGCAUAUGUUUUUGGCAAUUGGAAAAUAAUGAAAGUGAUGUACAAUAUAAAAUGCCCUCUAAUAUUAGUCGCAAAAUUGAAUAUCUCCUUCCUCAUCAAGUUUGCUGUCAAAGCAUAGCAGCCAAUAAGGCAGAAGAUAAAUUAGCUUUAGGUCCAACUGGGCAGGAUAAACCAAUGAUUCUUGAUGUAAAUACUGGCACAUUUACUAUGACUUCAUCAUCUAUAAAUUAUGCGACAGUCGUACGUGAUAUCCAUUGGCUAAAUGAACAGUGUGUGGCAUAUGUUACUUAUUCGGGAAAAGUGCAGGUUUUUGAUACCAGAAAUUCAAAUGUAGUAUACCAGACUACAGAUCCAUUUCUAUCGUCUUUAUAUUGUCUAAAAACUGAUUGUGACCGCACUAUAGUUACUGGUUCGUCGGAGUACACGCGAUGUGUUCUAUAUGAUCUACGAUCUAAAUAUCAUUUACAGAUGUAUUUUACACAGAAGAAAUCAUCUCCUGUCUACUGUCUAGAUUUUGAUUCCACUAAAUUAAUUGCUGCAGCUGAUCGAGGGGUGGCAACAUUAAACUUUAAUUUGAACAAAUCUUCAGCUCAUUGUCGUGAUUACUCUCAAAGAUUUGAAUUUGUAAAUAGA
Messenger RNA from Brenthis ino (lesser marbled fritillary), 1173 nucleotides. Lineage: Eukaryota; Metazoa; Arthropoda; Insecta; Lepidoptera; Nymphalidae. The record is from the annotation of a GenBank genome assembly.